AAGCUCUCAAAGUUGUCUCUAGCUCUCUUUUGUUCUUCUUGCCAUCCUAGCUAGCAUUUUGCCUAGCAUUUGAAGAGUAAGGCUGACUAGCUUACUUGUUUCCGUGAGAAAGUAGCUAGUGCCGCACGGUUCGUUGGUAGAAAACACCAAGCCCGUGACAGUUGGUAUCAGAGCAAGGUUAGACAAUCGUUGAAAUGGCAAAGACAUCAAGAGCAAGUGAGGCUGCUAGAGUUCCGAAGGAGGUAAGGCAACUCCAGAGUGAGGUUGUGAAGGACCAGCCGGAAGCGUCCAAGCCACCAAGGAAGGAGAGAGGAAGGUCGAGGGAUGUUGUGUCUGACAUGGAUGCCAGGCUAGCCAAGGUAGAGCUAACUGUGGCCGAGGGACAAGAUACGUUCUGGGAUUUAGUCCAACGCAUCGGGGAGCUCGAGAAUGGAAGAGAAGAGCUUCAAGAGGGGAUGCAAGCUGCCUUGAACGAAGGGAUGUCCAAGUGUCAAGAACAAGCUAAGACCGUGGAGAAAACUCUCCUUGCCGAGGUUGUGACGUUGAGGGAGAUACUUGAUGGAAUGGUUGUUAGGUUGUUGGCAACCGAGGAAGAGCUUAUCCUCUGCAAGAAGGCAGCUAUCCAGGGAAAUGGAAGCGUGCCUAUGAUAGUUUCUACUCCAUCGAAGUUAGAUGUUCCGAAGCCUAAAGCUUAUAAAGGCUCGAGGAACGCGAAGGAAAUUGAUAACUUCCUAUGGAACUUGGAGCAAUACUUCAAAGCACUUGGCUUAAUAGAAGAAGCCAAGAAGGUUGACGCUGCCGCACUUUUCUUAGAAGACACCGCAAUGCUGUGGUGGAGAAGGAGGAGUGGCGACAUAGAAAAUGGGAUAUGCACCAUCGACUCGUGGGGAGAAUUCAAGAAAGAGUUGAAGAAGCAGAUCUACCCCGAGAAUGCUAUUCGAGAUGCAAGGGCCAAAUUGCGGCGACUCUCACAUACGAGAAGCAUCAAAGAGUAUGUUAAAGAAUUCACUGACACACUCCUUGAGAUUCCCAACUACACCGAUGAAGAAGCCUUGUUUGCGUUCACAGAUGGGUUGCAGAUUUGGGCAAGGUUGGAGUUGGAGAGCCGUGGUGUCCAAGAUCUCAACACCGCCAUUGCCGUGGCCGAAUCCUUGAUAGAGAUCAGGAGGCAAGACAAGCACAAGCCUGACCAAGAAAGGAACGGUAACGGAAAGAAUGGGGGAGAUCGCCACCACAAAAAGGAAGGCUCCUACAGGUUUGACAAGCCCAUAGAGGGAGGCAAUCAUGGCAACAAGGAUGACAAAGGUGGAGAAAAGCCUCGUAUCAAGUGUUUCUUCUAUGAUGGACCACAUAAGGCAAGAGAGUGCCCUACGAAGAACAAGCUCUCUGCGUUGGUCGAAGAAAGGGAAGAACACCAACGAGUGCAAGAGGAGUCCAAGAUGGGCUCACUACAACUUCUCAGCGCCAUCAAAACCAAAUUUGAGAUGCCCAAGUCUGAAAAGAAGGGCCGAUUAUUCGUGGAAGCAAAGGUUGGAAGCCGUACGGUAGAAGCAUUGAUAGAUACCGGGGCUAACAACAACUUACUCGAGGUAAAAGAGGCAGAAAGACUUGGCAUCAAGUAUGCGAAGGAGCAAGGGUGGCUCAAGGCUGUGAACUCGGCACCGAACGCAACAUGUGGGUUUGCGCGAGACGUCAAAGUAAGCCUCGGGAAUACUUGCAUGGUACCGUUGAAACGAGAAGCCAAGGUAAAAGCCAUGAAGAUCUCUGCCAUGCAACUAUCUGAGCGGGUAGAGAAGGCUCAGCCGUCAUUCCUUGCGGUACUAAAGGAAGAAGUGGCAACCUUGCCACAAGAUAAAGUGCCAAAGGAGAUAACAGGGGUUCUAGAUGAGUUCGGGAACGUAAUGCCUGCGGAGUUACCGAAGAAGCUCCCAUCGAAGAGAGAGGUGGAUCAGAAAAUGGAGCUAGUAGAAGGUACGAGGCCGCUUACAGCAGUCCCUCAUAGCAUGGCACCCCUUGAGUUCGAAGAGUUACGGAGGCAACCAAAAGAGUUGUUGGAUGCUAGCCACACUAGGUCAUCCUCCGUGUGAACCACCGGUACUCAAGCAAAAGAAGCCAACUCCGAAGCAAGUAAGAUGGCAAGCAUCCCUUGCGGAGUCCGAUUUUGCGAAGGAGUACAAGCCGGGAAAGGCAAACUUAGUGGCUGAUGCGCUAAGUAGCAAGGCAAAGUUAGCUUCCACCACUAAUGCUAACUUUUCUUCGUUGGACCAAGGCAAGGUGGAACAAACAAGCCCACCGAAUUGUCAAAGCCAUUACCGAAGUACAAGGGAUGGCAUGAGAAAGCCGACAGGGCAUGUGCUCCUCUAACCAAGGUCGCCAAGAGAAUGAAGAAGUGGGCGGAUGGGAAGAAGAGUCACUC
Ricinus communis (castor bean) is the source of this 2416-nucleotide messenger RNA. RefSeq lists its product as uncharacterized. The record is from RefSeq and is a predicted model, not a curated record. Gene Ontology annotation, biological process: proteolysis. The transcript is spliced from 2 exons. Bases 195 to 2087 code for a protein of 630 amino acids. Lineage: Eukaryota; Viridiplantae; Streptophyta; Magnoliopsida; Malpighiales; Euphorbiaceae. Gene Ontology annotation, molecular function: aspartic-type endopeptidase activity.